Messenger RNA from Durusdinium trenchii, 2400 nucleotides. NCBI's taxonomy places the organism in Eukaryota, Dinophyceae, Suessiales, Symbiodiniaceae. The record is from the annotation of a GenBank genome assembly.
AUGUCUGACAACGUUUCCUUGGCAAAAGCCAAUGCCAUCGUGGCGACCGCGACCUCGACCACUUGUGGUAUUUGCGAUGAGGAGAUCUCAGAGGCCGACAAAGCACAAAUAGCACUCAAGAAGCUCGCUUCUGGGUAUUGCCUUGCCGAUUCAUACGCUCUACGUGCCUUUCAACAAUGUUGCAAGGCACAGAAAACCGAGAGCCAAAUGGACCGAUUGAGAGAUGAAAACAAAGAGCUUUGGAAAGGCACGGUGUUGGCAUUUAGAGAGCAGCGACGGACAGGACGGGGUACCAACUUCGAUGUGUUGAAGCACCUCGAGACAGUCAAGAAGGCCUUUGUCCAAGACAAUGAUGAUGUUUGGCGUCCCUUGAUCUUUGCAGCUUACGUCAAGCACUACAUGAACUUACCUCAGCCCUUUACUCUUACAGAGGCUCAGGCCACAGCUCAGUGGCACAGUGAUCUUCGCAAUCCACAAAUCAAGAAGUCAGAGAAGAAAUACUUCAACCCCAAAUCUCGUCAAGAUGAAGUAUUAACCCGGGUGCAUGUGCAAGUCGAUGAAGUGGAGCAUCGCAGGGAGACUAUUGAGCGAUCUCAGCAGAUCACAAAGGAGUCAACAUCGAAAAGUGCUAGCCAAUCAAAAGAGUUAGUUGAACGCUUGGAGAAAAAGCCCAUGGAUGUGAAGGCUUUCAAGGCUGGAGAGAUCGACUUAACCUUGGAGAUUGAUGAUGAGUUGGGCCUACCGAGCUCUUUUGGCAGGGGACGGAGAAACACAAAGGGGUCUGCAGCAGCAUCGGGGGCCAAUCCCAAGGCUCGACCAGAUUCAGGAAAGAAACCUCCUAAGAUCGAGAACAUGGAAGUCAUUGCAACCUCCAAGGCGAACGUGUUGAUGGUGUCAUUGGAGAGUGUUCAAAAAGCAUUGAGAUCUCAGAUUGAAGCUGCAUCUACGGUGUUUGAUGCUGCUGGAUGUUCAGUGCAGAAAAAGACCCAUGAAUUGAUCGCACGUGGUGUCCGCGAGGAGGAUAUUUCCCAGUCCAUAGUGAAGGGCACAGAUCCAUACAACUUGGGAGGGACCAGCAAGUCAGUCUACAAGUGCGCUUUUCAAUUUGAAAAGCGUGUCAAGCUGGCAAAGUUGUUGAUUGGCGAUAUCCCCUUGGACCUUGACACCUCUUAUGAGAAGGAGCUGAAGUCAGCUGGUUUCUUCCCUGAGGGCUUUGCUGAAAUUGCAGUACCUUGCCAUUUGCUCAUGGAUUUGAAGGUAUAUUUGCUUGAGGAUGAGCACACCAGGGCAGGAAUUGACGAGCAAGCCAAGAAAGUGCGGUUGAUGUUGACAGGUUUUCGAACAAUGACCAGUGCCUUGAAGAAGGGUUGUUCUGAUAUGACUUCGGCUCUCAACACCGUGAAGGCCGCGGCAGCUUUGCAGGACAAGCAGUCGCAGGAUGGGACUGGGACCACCAAGCCGAAGGCCAAGGCCAAGGCCAAAACCAGAGCCGCCAAGCUUCCCACCUAUGCCUCAACGAGCGACCCAAGUGUCAUAAAGAUCCACCGGCUUCUAGUGAAGCAAAAUGAGAUCGCUCGGGCGUCAUCUUUUGAAGCCUUGAAAACUGCUCGAGAUGGGGAUGAGCCAUUUAUCCUGAGGCGUGGCAAGAACAUCUAUAAGCUCGUUUGGAAAGAUGACACUGUCCGUACGUUGGUGACAGCACAGGUGGACGACUUCAAGGCGAAGUGGCCAAAGUCAAACCAGAAGGUGCAGUGCAACUUGAUUCCACCAGGAGUGCAGCACGAGGAGAAUCCAGAACUUUCUACUGCGCAGCAAGAUGUGUUAGCUUUGGUGCCUGGUGAUUCUGACUGGCCAUUUAUCCCUGAAGAGGCGGUGUCAGGGCCUCACCUCACCAUCCAGCUCAUUAAAGGAGACAAAGACUCAAAGAAACGUGAGGACGUGCUGUAUGAUUUCUUCUCAUCCUGCUUCUUGGCGGGGCAGCGGCGGGACUUCAUUCACCACGGUGCUGAGUUGUCGGGCUUGGGCAGUGUCAAGGUCCAGCUGGAAGGAAGUCGCAUUAUUUGCAUGGCAUUGGCAACAGAGAUCGCUAGCUAUCUUCAGAGCCAUGGUGAAAAUACUGAGGACGAGAUCACCAUGGCCAAGUGCAGUUCUUGGUUGUUGCGCAUCGAGAGUGGCUCCAUUCCGAAGGUCACCGAGAUGCCCUCAUUAUGUGCAGGAUCGGUCAAGCCAGGAGAUGUACUAUAUACACCACCAGGAUACUUGAUUGUGGAUAAGGUGGUCAAUGAAGAUGCGGUCUCUGUGCGACUCAGCAGUUGGCGAAGACAUAUGUUUCUUGUUUGUUUCUAUGAUUUGAUUAGGGUCAUCCUGUUUGCUGGCAGCCCGGUUGGCGGUUUCUGUUGA